CAGGCGGAUCUGCUGUUUCUCGAGCAACCCACCCCUCGAUUGUCAACAUUUUUGGAAGACGGCAAGCCACGACGCGACCGGCGUCCACCAAACACGAGCUGCGACAUCUACCCAGAACGGCAAACAAAUAUGGCUUACAAUCAGCGAAUGUCCAUAAUGCCGGCCGCGCAGCAGCAGUCGCGGUCGCGCAAAAAGGAAGAGGAAGCGGCGUAUGCCAACAUGCGGCUGCCCGACCGUGAAAUUGUCGGCUGCAUCAACGAGCUUGGAAUCCCGUUUACGGUCGCCGACCUCCAGAAGCCGAAUCCGAUACAAGUGCAGAUGAUUUUCGAGUGGUUUGGCGAACUCCUAAUGAACAAAACACGGCAGACGGUAGACCCUGCCAUGCGUGCUGCGGCGGAGGACAUCUGCGGCGACUUUGGCGACUCAUUGAUGCCGCCGGACACGCGUAACUUGAUGGGUUUCUUCAUUUCACUGCGGCAACUGAUGCUCGACUGCGGCGUACACGACUUCAACUUCAUGGACCUUUACAAGCCAACCCACCACCGCCUCGUCAAAAUCUUCAGUUACGUCAUCAACUUUGUUCGCUUCCGCGAGAGCCAGACUAGCGUCAUCGACGAGCACUGCAACCGCGCUGAGAGCACAAAGGCGCGCAUCGAGCAGCUGUACGCAGAGAACCAGAAUUUGGAGGCACAGCUAGACGAGAUGCGCGCCAACAGGAGGCAGAUGGAGGCCCUAGUGGCCGAGAAGACGCGGCGCAACGAGGAGCUCAAGAAGAAGUUGUUGGAGCUGCGGCGGACCCAGGAAAAGGUGGCAGCGAGACUUGAGGAGGCCAAGACAAAGAAGGGAGAGCUCGCCGCGGAGCUGGAGGAAAAGACGGCUGCCAAGUUGGCGCUCAAGCAAGAGAGCGCCAAGCUUCGGCCAUACACGCUACAAAGCCCGUCGGCGCUGCAGGCGAGUCUUACCGAACUGAGCAACACAUUGAACAACGACAAAGCACACAUCGACUCACUCGACCGCCGGGCACGGGCUCUACAAACAUCAAGUGACUCCUUUGCGGUAGUGUCCAGUGACGUCGCCUCGUGCAUCAAGUUGCUUGAAGAAAUCGCGGUAGAACUUGCCAAGGAGGAAGAGGAUAAUGCGAAGAAUGCGAAGCAGCGCGACGCGCUUACGGAACGCGGGGCAAGCGUGCGAGAGGUGGAGCGGACCGAGGCGUUGCUCCAACGGCAGCUUGCCAAAUGGACAGAGCGGACCGAGACGCUACGGGCCCAGAGCCAGGAAAAAGCGCAGCGAGCCAAGGAGAAGAUGGAGGAGCUGCGAGCGGUGCAUAAAACUUUGACCGAGGAGCGGUCCGAGAAGGGCAAAGAUAUUGAGCGGCGAAGGGUGAGGAUCGAGCAGAUCGAGAAGAAGAUGCUGGACCUCAAGGAGAACAUUGAGAACGAGGUGCAUGCGGCGCAUGAUGAGUACCUCAAGCUGGAGGCGCACAUCAAGCUGUACAUCACCGAAAUGGAGCAAGCCAUCUGAUGGAUCUUGUUUCUUUUUCAUGUCUGGGAAAUGCUGUUAUGAGGGAGGUUUGGGUAUGGUGGCGGCUUUGUUGCGUUCUCGGAAUAGGAUACCCUGGGAAAGAUUGACGGCGCUGGCGUUGGGUUG
Thermothelomyces thermophilus ATCC 42464 is the source of this 1647-nucleotide messenger RNA. RefSeq lists its product as uncharacterized. Gene Ontology annotation, cellular component: kinetochore; Ndc80 complex. Bases 157 to 1521 code for a protein of 454 amino acids. Gene Ontology annotation, molecular function: protein-containing complex binding. The record is from RefSeq and is a predicted model, not a curated record. Gene Ontology annotation, biological process: mitotic spindle organization; attachment of mitotic spindle microtubules to kinetochore; meiotic chromosome segregation. NCBI's taxonomy places the organism in Eukaryota, Fungi, Ascomycota, Sordariomycetes, Sordariales, Chaetomiaceae. The transcript is spliced from 2 exons.